Molecule: messenger RNA, 1968 nt
Organism: Aplysia californica (California sea hare)
Lineage: Eukaryota; Metazoa; Mollusca; Gastropoda; Aplysiida; Aplysiidae
Product: cilia- and flagella-associated protein 299
Exons: 5
Coding region: 95-796 (233 amino acids)
Source: RefSeq, a predicted model, not a curated record
ACGUGCGCUCUACAUUUAUAGUACUGGUGCAAACUUCAUAUUCAUAUUGAGUGAAAUAUCUCCAAAAUUCAGCUUUAGAUCUUUGAGGUUCAAAAUGGACGAAGAAGAUCUCGCUCCGGGUGGGAAAAGUGUUGCGGAGUAUGCUACGUAUGAAGACUUUCUGUCCUCUCAAGUCACGGAACUGGACAUGUUCUACCUGGAAGACGUCAAUAUGGCGCGAAAGUUGGUGGAAUUGGGCUACCGAGGCGCUCGCGAGGGCUUCAGUAGGGAGCAGUUUGAAGCCACUAAAGCGGCCAUAGAGGCAAAGAAACAGGCGGCAAGGCAGAUGCAGAAACAUGUCUUCAGUGCUGGAAAAGAGUUUGAGGACGGAAUGCUCCGAGCCUUACAGCAGAGAGAGGAGGCGAAUAGAACUGGCAAACAGGCGUCCAUCUUUUUCAUCAGAGAUUACAACGAGUUUGGCCAAGAAAUAUCCGGAUAUGUAGAUUAUUCUCAUCGCCUGGCCACCGAAGACUUUGAACCUAUCUUCAACUUACGAAAGAAAUUCCUCCCAAAACAGACAGACCUGAGCUUCUUCAACUGGGAGACCAUGCGGGUCAUGAGCAAAAAUUCUCCUAAUUAUGAGGUCAUCGCCAAAUCCCCAAACGGCAUGUUAUUUCGCAACAGGCGGGAUAGCAAGAUCGUGAAUGUUGACCCUUACAUUUACUCGCCCGGAGACAAUUCAUCACGUACGGUCGUCUCUACUAAAGAGUACAUCAGUGUCGUCAUCUUCGAUCAUUACAACCGCCGGAAAACUUAGAGAGGUCGUCCACGGCGAUUGGGUGUGUCCAAUGUUAUCAAUUUUUUGGGUAUGGGGGUUCAAAUUGACUGACUUGUCCCUCAAAGGGAAAAUACUACAAGAUGGACAAGAAAACUAGUAGUAGUAGUAGCAGCAGCAGCAGCAGCAGCAGCAGCAGCAGCAACUAAAAGUCGGUAACAUCAGAAUCAACAAGGACUUUUAAAACAGAGCAAUGCAUACAUUAACAAUAAAAUAAUAGUAAUAAUAAUAAUAACAAUAACAAUAGUAAUAAUAAUAAUAAUUAUAAUGUAUUAUACUGUUAUGAUGACAACAAAAUCACAACAGCUUCAAAAGCAGUAGCAACAACUUCUCCUAAACAAAGCAACAAAACGACACAACUUACACUUUGGUACACACCUUAUUCGUGGAGGCAAACACAACUUAUUUUUACAGUCAUUUUGUAUACAUUUACGAAUACCAUUUACUAUUUUCAUCUUAGGGAGACAAUGAACGCCCUUCCAAAGGUUGUUACAAGGGUUAAUCUAUUAACUAUAGCCAACGUUUGUAUUAUAAUAUGUUAUUAGUUAUCUCAGUUUUAUUCUUUUAAUUUUUUAACAAGUUUACAGUUUAUACUGCCUUUAUGUGUAAAUAAAAUAACACUACCCCUGAGUAAUGGCGUUUUCGUUUGCGUCAUUUUGAUUAAGCAAGGUCAUUUUAGAACAGAAAUCUCAUUUUAAAGAGGACCGCCACCCGGGUGAGAAUAACCCAUGUCUCGCUAUUCUCACCCCCCCCCCCCCCCUUUUCCCUGGUGAGAAUAGCUCCCACCCCGGUGUGGGCAUGAGAGGUGAGGACUCCUCCCUGGCUUACGGCAUGUGGUUGGGAACGAAUAGAUCUAAUAAUAAUGUAAAAACAUUUUCCACAUCUCCAGUAAAAAAAAAAAAAAAGGCCCACUACCGACACUGAGCGGGAUGUGGCACCGGCUGCCGGCCAGACCAUUCGUUGUUUACAAAUAACGAUGCUAGCCUCUAUCUGCACACAUGGUUUAAGGAACAGAGAGAGUGUACGAACGUAACGAGACACGAGCUCCAGACCAUGCUAUUGCACGACGGUUGAAAGGUUGUAAAUAAAUCAGACCAAAUGGACGAGGGCGUUAAAUCGUGUUAACUAAUUUAAUAAUUUUAAACAAUCCAAGC